CCUCCCCCUUCUCUCAAACAAGCCAGUCGGUCUGUCAAUGUGCUUCGAGCAUUAGGGCAAGUCAAACCAGUGGGAUUUUGAGGCAGAGAGACAGAGGAGAUAACGAAUGAACCGCUUUCCUCUGGCCGAGAAGCGACGCGUCCAGCUCUCCAAAUGAUGCGCCACAUCAGAUAGGCGUCAAUUUCCAAGACGGACUGAUGCCCACAACUCGCAUCUUAUCAUUAUUAUUUUUUUUAAUCACUUCACAAGUUUCAUGUUGUGCUUUUGUGCGACAUUAUUAGGCUGGAGGAGGCUGGAGAUGCUUUUCUAGCUCUUUAGUUUGUUUCUUUCUCCGUUUUCCUCUGUUAUAGAUUUAGUUGAUUCUUGGAUUUAUCAUCGACUUGGAUCGUGUGAUUUUAUUUUAUAAUUUCAACGCAUCUAUUGCUGUGGGAUUUGUGGAUUUACAGCCUAUAUUUUUUUGCUUGUGCUUUUUUUUUUUUUUUUUUAAAGAGGAGAAAAAGGAUUGCAGUCCUCAUUGACUAAACCCAGCGAGCAUCAACACGUCCGUGUGAGGAUGGAGAUGUGGACAGGAGUCACAUCUUUUCCAUUUUAAACGCUGUUCCGUCACCGUUUGGGCUUGAUCGCGACAGUUUCUGUUCAACAGACUGAAUCUAUUCCUUGUCGGUCCAGCCUGAUCUGUCGGGAGGUAGAUUACUGCAGGAGAAAACAGGGUAAUGGGAGAGAAAUCACACAGAGUCGGCAAAGAGAACAAGGGAACAUUGUUUGGAAAAAGACAAUUAGGGCGCACCGAAAGGCAACAGAAAUAGCUCUUGGGUGGCGAUAAAUUUCAGAAAGCAAUCGAUUCCCUGGAGUUAUAUCCAAGCUAAGGAGCUCUGCUUUGGAAAAAGGAGGGACAGAACGACAAAUUAAAUCGGAAAGUCAUGGGAUUUGUGUUCAAAUAGUACGGACGUGGACGCGCAGAAAAUAGCGUCGAAUUUGGAGACGUUCGUCCAGACGCACGGAUUGAACAAGUUUCUCUUGCGCAUUUUCAACCUGUGAUUUUCCUUUGAUUAAUUUUGAUUUGCUUCAUUUAGGGCUGUUAUCCAUGCGGUUGCACCAGGCACGCUUUCUCCUCACACUUUGACUGCCUUUACCUAUAGCCUGCCCGGCUAUAGUCGAAUAUCCUUUGUUUGGAGAGUCCCCUUGCAACAGCAUAGAAAAUAUAUCCCAUUUAAUUUAAAUGGGGCUACAUAUUCGGGGUGUCGGGGUUGAAAUGGCGUGUCGAAGCAGUGGGAAUGGAUUGGGAAUCCUGCUGGUAUUCUUACUGGAUUUACUGGGAACGACGGCCAGCAAUAUGGAACCCAUCUACUGGAAUUCCCUGAACGAAAGGUUCAGGGACGAUAAGGGCUACGUGCUGUACCCUCAGAUCGGGGACCGGCUGGACCUGAUCUGCCCCCCGCUGGACGGCGUCAGGUCCACGCCGGAGUACGAGUUCUACAAGCUGUACCUGGUGUCGUCGCGGGAGCAGGCGGACCGCUGCGAGGUCAUGGGCCCCCCCAACAUCGUGCUGACCUGCGACGAGCCCACCCGCGAGCGCCGCUUCACCAUCAAGUUCCAGGAGUUCUCGCCCAACCUCUGGGGCCACGAGUUCAAGAGCAUGCACGACUACUACAUCAUCGCUACGUCAGACGGGACGCGCCAAGGCCUGGAGAGCAUGAGAGGCGGAGUGUGUGCCACGCAAGGCAUGAAGGUGGUCCUGAAAGUGGGACAGAGCCCAUAUGGACUGCCCCCGAAGAACAAGCCGGAGCAGCCGGCGGGACGCGCCACCAACAGAAACUCAGGUGGUGCAGGGAACUCCACCCAGCCUAGAGGACCCACCAGCGGCAUGGGCGGAGCCGGCGGCGGCGGCGGCGGCGGGGAGAACGGGCCCCUGCAGCCCUCCAACAUCGCCCUGAUCGCCGGCGCCACGGGCGGCGCCGCCUUCCUCCUGCUGGUGACCGCCGUCAUCUGCGUGGUGUGCUACCGGCGGCGGCACGCCAAGCACUCGGACACCCACCACCCGCCGCUGUCGCUGUCGUCGCUCACCAGCCCCAAGCGGGGCGGCGGCGGCGGCAUCGGCAGCUCCAACAACAACGGCUCGGAGCCCAGCGACAUCAUCAUCCCGCUGCGGACGUCGGACUCGGCCUACUGCCCGCACUACGAGAAGGUGAGCGGGGACUACGGGCACCCCGUUUACAUCGUCCAGGAGAUGCCGCCGCAGAGCCCGGCCAACAUCUACUACAAAGUAUGAGGCGGCCGCUGACCCAGCCGACUGGACCCGCCCACCUCCCAGCCUCCCGACCAAACCCCCCCCCCCUCCCCUUCUGAAAUGCUACCACAGCAAAGCUAGCCAUCACAGCCUCAACCCUGAACCCCCCGAACCCCCUCCAAAUCCUCAAUACCACUAGUAUUGUCCCGUGGACCAACACCCUCCUUCCCCCUCUCCAGCCACAGUUGUGUGUCUAGCUGAAUAAACCACCCCACCCCGUUCUCACACAAGCUACAUGUGCGUGUGUGUGUGUGUGAGACGAGGGGGGGGGGUGUGUCUUAACAGCGCAUAGCCCUUAUUAACACGGCCCUUAUGAAUGGUCAAGAGACUCUGAGUGCGCCCGUUGUUUCUCAGAGCGUAACGAGCCCCGUCCCGCCAGAGCUGCCUGGCCACGCUGUAAAAACCCAGCUCGCGCGCGUGUGUGUACGUGCAACGACACACUCUACUUUUUUUCUAGAAAUAUGGACCUGGCUUUGGGACUCGUGAUGUUAAGAAAAAAAAAAACAACAAAAAACAAACAAACAACAACUAAAAAAAAAAAAAAACACAUAAAAAAAAAAC
Molecule: messenger RNA, 2848 nt
Organism: Myripristis murdjan (pinecone soldierfish)
Lineage: Eukaryota; Metazoa; Chordata; Actinopteri; Holocentriformes; Holocentridae
Gene: efnb3b
Product: ephrin-B3b
Exons: 5
Coding region: 1220-2269 (349 amino acids)
Biological process (GO): ephrin receptor signaling pathway; axon guidance
Cellular component (GO): plasma membrane
Molecular function (GO): ephrin receptor binding
Source: RefSeq, a predicted model, not a curated record